AUGGCGUCCCCGUCGCAAUUCCGCUUUCUGACCGCCUCGGUCGCCGCCCGGCUCCACGCGCGACACAUCGCCAAGGCCACCUCCACGCAGCCGAACCUCCUCGAGUCGGCCAUCUUCUCGCCCGUCAACCACGAGCGCUACGGCCAGACCGACGUGUUCCAGCUCGCCGCCGUCCUGGCCGAGAAGAUCAUCCUCAACCACCCGUACCAGGACGGCAACAAGCGCACGGCCCUGUUCGCCGCGGACGCCUUCCUCAAGGUCAACGGGUACAUUCUGCAGACGAGGCCGCGCGGCGUAGACGACGCGGAGCUCAAUGACCGCCUGGCGGAUGCGCAGGUGCACGUCGCCACGAAACGGUGGACUGCGGAGGACUUGGGGGGGUUUUACGAGAGCAUUGCCGAGUCAGUCGCUGCAGCAGGACAUUCAAAUCAGCCAUGA
Molecule: messenger RNA, 438 nt
Organism: Purpureocillium lilacinum
Lineage: Eukaryota; Fungi; Ascomycota; Sordariomycetes; Hypocreales; Ophiocordycipitaceae
Molecular function (GO): kinase activity
Source: RefSeq, a predicted model, not a curated record